CGAGACCUUCCCUGUGUUGGGUUAUUGACCCUACUUCGUUCUCGUCCUAAAGUAGUUGCCUUUUACUUUCUUUCUUUUUUGGUUUUCCACACACCUUGCGUGGUACUUACUCUGUUUCAAGAACAGGGCACUGCCUAAUCCGAAUAAAGAAUAACUAACAACAGCAUGUUGCACUGUCUCAACACUUCGGGGAAUCUAGGAGGGAGCUGUUCGGACAUGACAGUGUUGGAAAGACAAAGGGCGAAGAGGAAGUGGCAACAAGAACACGCUGAGUUUAACGGUAUCUUCUCUUCUUCAAUGCAAGUUCAGAAUCCUCAUGGCUUGGUCAUGAUGGGUUGUGAUUCCGCGCUUGCUGAGGUCGUAGCUCACUCAAUGAAGCCCGACCCGGGUUUUGAAAAUGGGUGGCCCGAAUUGGGAUUCGGGUCUUCUUCUUCUUCUGGGUUAGUACCUUCUUCUGCGUUUGACGUGAAAUCUGCAAGUCCACGUGGCAGAGACUUGGUUUCAGAGACGGAGAAGAUGGUAAGCUCGCCAUGUAAAGAAAACUUCAAGAAGAGGAAAGCUGAUAAGGCUCAGAAUUCCAAGGUUGUUGCAGAGAGUGAUAACAAGGACAAGGGAAUCAAAGUAAGUGCUGACGAAGGGGAAUCCAAAAUCACGGAACAAACAAGCAACAAGAAUACCAAGUGUAACACAAAUAGAAACAACAGAGAAACUUCUGCAGAUACUUCAAAGGAAAAUUCAAAAGGGUCUGAGGUUCAAAAUCAAAAGCUUGAAUACAUUCAUGUCCGAGCACGUCGUGGUCAAGCCACUGAUAGUCAUAGCUUAGCCGAAAGAGUUAGAAGGGAAAAAAUUAGUGAGAGAAUGAAGUAUUUGCAAGAUUUAGUACCUGGUUGCAACAAAGUUGCAGGAAAAGCUGGAAUGCUUGAUGAAAUCAUUAACUAUGUUCAGUCUCUUCAACGACAAGUUGAGUUCUUGUCAAUGAAAUUAGCUGCUGUAAACCCAAGACUUGACAUCAACAUUGAUGAACUGUUUGCCAAAGAGGUUUUUCCUGCUUGUGCUCAAAGUUUUCCAUCCAUAGGGAUGCAAUCAGACAUGACUACUAACCCAUCUUAUCUCCAGUUUAAUUCAGCACAACAACUUGUUUCAUGUUGUGGUGGAUUAAUAAAUAAUAUGGGGACAAGCACUCCGGAUAUGGGGUUUCGAAGAAACAUUAAUGUUCCUGUAUCUUUGCCCGAAACAUUUCUUGACUCAUCCUGUUUCAAUCAAAUUUUACCCUCCUCAACUUGGGAAGGUGAUUUCCAAAACCUUUACAAUGUGACUUUUGAUCAAGGGCCAACAACAUCUUUUCCUUCUCAGCCAUUUACAGGUCUAGUUGAAGCUAGAAAUCUAAAGAUGGAGAUGUAGAUCUUUUAUUUUCAUUUGUUGGAUGGGGCUCACUCCGAAUGUCUCUUAUCAAAGAUUCUUUUUCUUUUCAAGUACAUAACAUAUUUGGUUGUAUACUGCUCCGGAGUAUAAAUAAGAUCAUAUUAA
Molecule: messenger RNA, 1527 nt
Organism: Gastrolobium bilobum
Lineage: Eukaryota; Viridiplantae; Streptophyta; Magnoliopsida; Fabales; Fabaceae
Product: transcription factor bHLH63-like
Exons: 7
Coding region: 166-1401 (411 amino acids)
Biological process (GO): regulation of DNA-templated transcription
Cellular component (GO): nucleus
Molecular function (GO): protein dimerization activity; DNA-binding transcription factor activity
Source: RefSeq, a predicted model, not a curated record